AUGAUCCCAGAAGACAAUCUAGGUGCGGCGAUUCGACUAGAAGCGUUCAGAGACGCCGACUUUGCCGCCUACAAGACGGACCGGAAGUCAAUGACGGGUGGCAUCGUGAUGCUGAACGGGAUGGCCGUCAGCUGGGGUGCGUGGAAGCAGGGAGGCGUCUCCCUGUCGACGACGGAGGCGGAAUUUGUCGCGGCGAGUGAAGUCACGCGCGAGCUGCUCGGCCUGCGCGGAAUGUUGUGCGAAGUGGACGUAGAGCCCGCGCUUCCGAUGCAGUUGCGGGUGGACAACCAAGCGGCGAUCGAGCAGAUCGCGGGAGAGGCAUCAUCGCUGAAGGCAAAACAUGUAAAUGCGCCCUAA
Peronospora matthiolae is the source of this 357-nucleotide messenger RNA. Lineage: Eukaryota; Oomycota; Peronosporomycetes; Peronosporales; Peronosporaceae. The record is from the annotation of a GenBank genome assembly.